Pelobates cultripes (western spadefoot toad) is the source of this 1355-nucleotide messenger RNA. Lineage: Eukaryota; Metazoa; Chordata; Amphibia; Anura; Pelobatidae. The record is from the annotation of a GenBank genome assembly.
AUGGCGGCGGUGAGACUGUCGGCGAGAAUGCAACAAGUGAAGGAGGUCGCUGGAGGCAUCGCAGUACAGCCGCACGAACACGUUGUCAGACGAGGCCCGAAUUGCAGGUUGCUGGUUCGGGAACCGAAUCUGAAACUGCCGAACGUUCCAGGAGUGAACAUGGAGGUAGGAGAGCUGACGAUAGGGCUGGAACUGCUGAACGUUCGGGAGACGAACGCGGAGGUACUGAUACUGCCGAACGUUCGUUUUUUGUUUCCUCUCUUACAGGGAAUGAAGGAGAAGUGUCUGCUGGUGACAGGAGUUCCGGAAAGCGGCCAUUACAGGCAGGAUCCAGCAGAAAAAGGAGGAGUGGUACAGCGGGCUUCGCAGCAGGUCUUGGGAAUGCUGGAAGUGCUGUUGGUGGAGCGGGGACAGCUGCGGCACAUCGUCGGGGUGAGUCGACCUCUGACGCCAUUGCCCCUCCAGUUGCUGGGCCACGGGUUACCCCGGUGGUGGGUCCCAGUGUUAGCAUGGUUGGUGACGGCAGGGUGGCAGGAGGCAGGCGGGGGACUGCUAGGGCACGGAGUGGAAUGGAAGGGUAUAGCGAUACACGACGCCCCAGAGUCUCCCCAGUCAGGGUGCGGGAGCGCAGCGCUUCCCCAGGGUCUCCCAUACGACCGGGCUGGGGACGACAACAGGCGGGCCAGGUCAUCAGGGAAGGAUCAGAAAGGAGUGCCAGCGAGGGACAGCGCAGAGGGUCGGCACCCUCCAAGAGGAUAGCGUGCAGGGCUCUAGCGAAGGGCGCACGGGGCGCAAGCAGGCACCGGUUGCGUAGCAGCCAUCGGAGGGUGACUGACGUAGAUGACACGGACCCCUGCGGGGUGGAUCACACCCGGGGGCAGUGUAGGGUGCCCCCUGUCAGGACGCAUGCCUGGAGGCAGCAGGAAGACAGUUCCAUGAGCAGGAGUUCCCUGGAGAGAGUGCGGGCAGCUGCACAGGCUCACGGCCCUCAGGGACGGAUGGCUAGUGGGGAGAUCGGUUACAGAGAGGGGACGGGGCAGGGUUUUCACGGCCAGCCUACCCAGGAUGUCUUCUCCUUGCAGGUCUCAAAGACGGUCACCCUUGGUGAGGGAGAGAUACCACGCGUUGAGGACAUCAGGACGGUCACCGGCAGGCAAGACGGACCCGGUUGCCGGACAGCCGUCUUCAAGGUCGCCCGCGGAUCGGGUGAGACCCAACGCUGCGGGAAUCUGGCCCGGAUCAGUGGAACGCUUAAGGGAAGGACAUUCAUAGUCUGUCGGCAACCCCACGGCCUUCGGUGGCAAGGGGUGCGGAAGGUGAGACAUUGUCGUUGCAGCAGUCAGGGGAGCUUUUAG